Molecule: messenger RNA, 1527 nt
Organism: Mycena indigotica
Lineage: Eukaryota; Fungi; Basidiomycota; Agaricomycetes; Agaricales; Mycenaceae
Exons: 3
Coding region: 115-1527 (470 amino acids)
Source: RefSeq, a predicted model, not a curated record
CAGAUCUUUGCGGCGUCGGGUCAGUUCCCUUUUACAACAGGUUACGGCAACCACCGCAACACCUGGAUUUUGCCUGGAUUCUUCUUGUCUCUCGGUCUCUGUCUGGUGUCUCGAAUGAGGUCCUUACUCAUACAUCCUUCAUGCAAGCCUCGACGAGCGGUUCUAAUCCUUGUCAUCCUUGGGAUUGUUCUCCUUCUUUUCACGCACCCAACAACCCGCGCGAGAGGCUACACUUUCCUUGGUCUCUCUAUUGCGCCAUCGUACUACUGGCUUCGUUUUCAAGCCGAGCGGCUGCCACAACAUAAUCUUGCCUUGCCAUUUCCUGAAGGUAAAACUGGCCGUUAUGUGAAGUUUUCGGUGCAGGUGAACUUUUUGGGGUGGAACAACUGCCUGGGAGAACGAUUAAUGAAUGCUCAUCUUGCUCAUGUUUCCAAUCGCGCCUAUGUUUUCUCUGACUAUUGGUGGGCCCCUGAACACUUCCCAUUCUCUCCCGCUCCGAAGUCUGGUGCGCGGACACCAAUGGGUGCCCUUCUCGCCGGUCCAGUUGUCGGUGGCCCAUGGCAUCGCGACACAACCUUUCUAAACGACUCUUCUCAUCCCAAAUCACCUCGUGCAAUCUCUGAACGAUGGUGGAACAUUAUCUGCCCACUGUCGUCCCGCCGACUUAUCAAUACGGAGGACAUCAAGCCCCAUAUUCCUGGCGGAGUAGACCAUGCGGCAGGUCAACUAAUUUUCGAUACGUGGCGCAAACUAUUAUUGGAAGCGGAGGAGAGCUGCGUGGAGAUCGUGUAUACCUCAUUUGAUGCGGAUACGUUCCCUCAAAUAUUCGAUCUGCGACUGUGGGGUGGUCAGCGAGUGCUAGAGCUCUGGGAGGCCUUCUCCGCGUCUCCUGUCAGCACCCUAUUACGCCCUUCCAAUAUCGUAUCAGCCGCUGUGGAGAGCAAUCUUCGCAAAGGUGUCUUCCAUGGGAGAACGGGUGGAGGUCGGCCACCCAUUGGCAUGCCAAUGCCUUUUCGUCACAUGCUUGCGAUCCAUCUCCGCCGCGGGGACUACAUCAACCAUUGUCGUUUCCUCGCAAGUGUGGGUUCGGGCUAUUAUGGAUGGUCGCAAUUGAAAUUCCUCCCCGACGUGGCUGCCCAUCGAUUUCCCGGCUCAGACGAUCCGCAGAGGGAGGCCAAGGCAUUUGCUAUGUGUCUUCCCGAUAUCAAGCAAGUGGUUGCGCGGGCCCAUCAAGUAAGGCAGGACUGGGAUAAGGCGCUGGACACUGUCUAUUUGCUCACCAAUGAGUCCGGCGAGUUUCUGGACAUUCUUGUUACGGCUCUUCUUCGGGGUGGUUGGCGGACCGUGGUAACGACCCACGAUUUGCAACUCGAUAACGAACAGUUGGGCGUGGGUAUGGCGGUGGACAUGGAGAUCGCCAAGCGGGCAGAGGUUUUUCUAGGAAACGGGUGGUCUUCAUUCACCAGUAAUGUGAUUCAUCAACGAUUAGUAGCUGGCAAGGAUCCAAAGAGCAUUAGAAUGUUGUAG